Rhizoctonia solani is the source of this 2358-nucleotide messenger RNA. RefSeq lists its product as uncharacterized. The record is from RefSeq and is a predicted model, not a curated record. The transcript has 14 exons. The coding region runs from base 1 to 2358 and encodes 785 amino acids. NCBI's taxonomy places the organism in Eukaryota, Fungi, Basidiomycota, Agaricomycetes, Cantharellales, Ceratobasidiaceae.
AUGGACGCGCCGAUCAUCGUCGAGGCGUUUGUCCCACCAGCUCGAAGGCCGUCAGGCCCCCGACCUUUACCCACUCUUGCACCUAGUCGAAAUACUUCCUAUUCGAGUACAUACAGACCUAUCAUUGUCGAAAGCCCACUCGCACAGUCGCGAGAAGACCUUAGCUCACCUCCACCGUCAUCGUUUGACCCAUCUAAACUCGGUUAUCAGGACGCGAUUAAAAAAACGCCAGGGACGAGCGAGGACUCAUUCCCUCUUCUCAGGCCGCCAACACCAAAACGGCGAGCAUCACUCGCGACACAAUUGCCCACUGUUCCUAUUACACCCAAUGUCGUACCGGACAUCCCAUGGACAAUUAGCUUUGGAGGGUUCAUGUCCCAUUUUGAGCCCACACCUGUGUGGCCUCUGGUCAUACACACUGCCCUCUGCCUUCCCGAUCGUAUACUGGCUGUCACAGCAGCGUCAGGACUUGCGUUGUUUUGGGCUCGAGCCAUAGUGGGUGCAGUUACUGGAGUGGUCGGAUUCACAAUUGGGUACAACCUGAUCAGAUUGUCUCGACGGGGCAUUGAUGCAACCGCUGUUCCUCGCUACCGACUGAUCGGCCUGAUCUUACCUAUGGGCGACUGUUAUCCACGAAUCCAUGCACCCAGAUGGGGGUGUUACACUAGAACAGUUGAACGCUUUCGCUGCGAAUCCGACAAGCCCUUGGUCUGCCAUACGGCUCUUAUUCCGCCGAACAUUCAAACACAAGGGCACAAGGAGGACUCACAGGCGCAACUACGAGCACGUUUUUCCACAUCUCCCAUAUUCCGCACCACUGACGAUUUGGAAAAGCAGAGGCAACUUGAUCGAUACGUCGAAACGAUGGUCGCAGGUGACUUGUCUACCGAAGAUGUACAAAGAGCCGACGCAUUAAGCAAAGCGGCUUAUUCUAACUUCAACUUCACAUGGUCUUUAAUUCCGUUUUCCUCGGUUGGUCUACUCCCCAUGGGCCGAACAUUCCAAAUCCCACGAACGGAACAUAUCCCACAUGCCGCCCACAAUGUGACUGAUACGAUUCACAUUGCGGAAACUUAUGCAGAUCAGCUAUUGCCUAGUGGGGUCGGGUUCGGGACGUUUGAUGAAGAGGGUACGGACCUGGUCGGUAGACUGAGAGAGGGUCGAGACUCUGGGCGAGAUGCGACCGGGGGAAUCGUCAGAUGGCCAAAAUGGGGUAUUCGCGUCGGUUGCCAGGUUUUGGAAGGACUGGAUCGGUACCUGACCCCUGUCUCGGAGGUAAACAACAUGACGUAUCUCUACGUCCCUAAGACUGCGCUUUAUUCUUUGUUUCAGUCGAUGGAUAUCGCAUAUCCGCAGAUUCCACCUGUAAACUUGAGCGCUCUGCUAGAGCCUGGAGAUCCUAUGCCUCAAGGAAUCGUAGAAGCCGAGAUCGCCCAAAAUGGUGGCAAAACGGUGUGGCCCACUCGUUCAAAUCGGCACCUUUCUCGAAUGGGUCUCAAGGCACCGGAUUACGCGCCCAAUUCGAGCUUUGGAGCUUAUGCUACACCUGACGUAUUGUGGCCUAGUGGGCGAGUUGGGUAUGAUGUUGCCAUUUGUGUUGAGGAAAUUCGAAGCUGGGUCGUCGAGGCUUACAACUCGACCGCUGGAAACCCCACAACACUUCGUAUACUGCAUAAAGGGAUGGACCUGAACGCGCCCGUUUACACUCGGCAGAAUACCACUACCUCGGAAGAUGGCACCCAAUCUGGGAUCUCUUCAGCCGGAAAAUUCGCUGCCUUUGGAGCUGCACAUGACAACUCGCGAAACGUGAUGUUGAAGGAUAACGGUCGCGAUUUUGCCUAUGUUCCCAAUCCAACUGUGAGUUUUGGUCGUUCGUUUACAGACGGCACCGGCCCACUCGGGUACACAAAACUGGACGCGGAAAGGGUAGCGAAUGCGAUUGCCAAAUCGGAUGCUCAGCAUCUGCUACCUUAUUUGGCAGGUAGCCAACCAAUUCUAGCGCGAAAUUACCCGGACAAAACAGUUGCCUAUAUUCGUAUCUCAAAACUCGGGUUAAGUAUUUCACUGCUUGUGAUGUUGCUCCUGGGAUACAUAGUCGCUAUUUUUGUACCUCGUUUACCUCUCGGACUCCCACGGCGAGACUUUGGAGUAUACUCCUGGCUGGCAGCUAUCGAAGGAGAUGCCAUCGUUGGGAUUCCCACUGGUGUGGGGAGGUACGAGCAUUUGGAAGAGCUUCAAAGGAGAGGAGGCGAAGUCAAGGUGCGAUACAUGGCACCCAAUGAGAACGAUUGGAAGCUACCUGUGGAGGAGAGGGCCCAUAAAGAGUUUUUUGAGAGGUAUUAUGCUGCUCGAACAUGA